CUUUCACGACCUGCGAUUACGACAAUAAAAAAAAAUUAUCAAAAUAAGCAAAGAUUUUUCACGAUGAGCGAAGCCGGCCCCGCCGUAGAUGCAGUGGAAGCGGAAAAGCGGCGCAAAUUUCGCAUCCAAGCGGCUGCAUUUAUGGGUCUCGUCGGCGGCAUCUCUGCACUAUUUGGAUUCUCGCGCACACUAGCCACGGCCAAGAAGUCGGACAGCAAGGUGCUGCAGCAGCAGGGCACACGCCAGGGCAUUAUACUAAUGGACGAGGGCGCAACGUUGGCCAUGCGCGCCCUCGGAUGGGGCACACUCUACGCGGUGCUGGGCACUGGCGCCUUUUGCUAUGGAUUCUGGAAACUGAGCGGCGCCAAGGAUUUUGAAGAGUUUCGCAUGAAAAUGGGCAACGCAUUGCCGCGCAUUAGCAGAGAGGAGCCAGCUAACAGCCGCACCGAUUUCGAGAGCCUUACAGAUCUAAUGAAGUACUUGGCCGCCUGGAACAAGGAGUAAACUGCCACCACAUACACUCUCACACACACACACACUGCUGUUGGCUAGCCUGUAGAGCUCAUAAAAUUUUUGUUUAUGUUCCAUUUGUACCUGUUUAUAACUAAUGCUUUUAUGAGCUAUACAAAAAGAAGCAAC
Messenger RNA from Drosophila novamexicana, 639 nucleotides. Its product is annotated as transmembrane protein 242. The record is from RefSeq and is a predicted model, not a curated record. The coding region runs from base 64 to 504 and encodes 146 amino acids. NCBI's taxonomy places the organism in Eukaryota, Metazoa, Arthropoda, Insecta, Diptera, Drosophilidae. The transcript is spliced from 3 exons.